Messenger RNA from Carassius gibelio (silver crucian carp), 2645 nucleotides. RefSeq lists its product as uncharacterized. Bases 275 to 1840 code for a protein of 521 amino acids. NCBI's taxonomy places the organism in Eukaryota, Metazoa, Chordata, Actinopteri, Cypriniformes, Cyprinidae. The transcript has 8 exons. The record is from RefSeq and is a predicted model, not a curated record.
GUCCUGCUGUAGGCAGUCUGCUCGAUCUCCUCCGCACACACUCCUUCACAACCAGCCUCCGUCUCUCACAUACACUCCUGUCUCCAACUAUUCUGACAAUAUGUUUAAAACUGGAUAUACCCCAAGCAGCACACCCUUCUGGAGCAUCUGAACUAUUUGAGCACUCGAUUCAGGAGAGGGAAGAUCAGUCAGCGGUGAGGUAUGAGUUGUGCUUGAAUAAGCCUUCAAGGAGGGGAUUCUUCCACUUUACACUGAAAAACUACUGAAGUUUUGGAUGUCCAGGAUGAGUCUUAAGAAGAGGAAACCAAGCAUGGUGUUCAGCUGGCACAAGUCUUUCACCAUCCUUGCCCCGUGGAGAAAAGGUAAAAGGGAUAUUGUUCUAGACAACGAGGUUGUACUGACAAAAAUGAAGGUCCUCAACAACUUCCCUGAGAAACUUCUCAAUGUUGAGGAUUCCAUUUCAACCAUCUCCAUUUCAAUGUCUGAGCAGGAUAACACUGGACCUCUCCAGGCUGAUGAAGUAAUCUCCAUCCACAGUGCUGCUCCUGAGACAACUGUCUCUGAAUCAAAAAAUGACUAUCUAUCUUCUAUUUUUGCUGAUUCUGAGCUUCCAAGAUUGUACAAAUUUGAAUCUAAUGACUCUGGGGUAGAGAUGACUAGUGGAGCAACUUCUCCAUCCACCCCAACUGGUUCAGAACACAGCUUUGUGGUCCACAGUAGAGAGUCUUCAUGUGACUCUGACAGCCUGAACUCUCCUGUACCUGCUGACAAUCCUCUUGAAGACAAUUCAGUCUUCUUGGAAACUGAACAAACAUCUUGUAAGUGUCUUAAUCAAGACACACUUACAAUCUUGGGAGACAGAACAGAGGAUGAGAAUGUUGAUAAUGAUUUAAUAGACAUCACAGUAGAUUCAGAGAGGUCCGAGGACAGAAGCCUGAGGAACACCAUGAAGAACUGUAAGGAUGCCAUUGAAAUCAUGGCAGCACGGGAGGAAAUAACAGACACUGCAAUGUCUGAGGACACAAUGUCAAGUAACCAGUGUUCUACAGAAGCUUGCAAUGGCAAAACAGGACCUGAUUUUCAGCAACAGCCUUUGAGGAAAAGUACAACCAGUAACAGUCUGGAUGAAUACAUGGAAGAGUGCUGCAGGCUAAGUGAGGUGAACCAAGCCAAUCAGUCCAACCCUCUGGGCUCAGGACUGGGCUACCUAGAGCACAUCUGCCAACUCAUAGAGAAGAUUGGACAGCUGCAGGAACACAACCUUCGACUACAGAAACAGAUCUGUGGCCUGCAGAAGGAAGGCCGUGUGAUCAAGACUAAAGAGGAUUUUUUUAUGCAGCACUGUAGCUGUGGAGCAGCCAACCUGGCCUUCCAAGAGCUCAAGAGACACUUUUGCAGUGACCACUACAGCCUGAUGGCAUCAAACAGCACACUGUCUGACCUCAGCACAAUCCCUGAGGUCACACGCAUCCCCCUCAGUGCAGCCAUGGGAGAUGGUGACAUGGGCUGCCAACAGGCUCUUCCUGUUUGGAGGAGGAGGGGUCUAAAUCGAAGGAGCUACACAGAGGGAGAGGCAAAGUACCUGAGUGACAGCGCUGAGGUCCUCUCUGCUCCACACAGACGGUUGACUGAGAACUAUACAUGGGGGAAAGUGAAGGAUCUGGUGAAGAAGACCAAACUGAGGAACCAGAGCCGGCUGGGACUGUCUUCUGGCUCCCUGAAGAGAUCGUGUCCACAGCUUUACCGCCCAGAUGUGAUGUCAGCAGAACGUCCCAGGACAAACAGAAGCUCCAUGAUCGCUCUGGGCCAUCAGAAACUGGACUAUCUGUGGCCACAGUAGUAUUAAUCAGACAAUGAGUAGACGGCCUGCGAUGGUGCAGCUUAUCUGAAAAGCAAAGGACAAAGUGGUGGUUUUUGCAAUUUGCAGAUGGUUUUUCCAGACUGAGGAACAAGAUGGGAGAAAAAUACACAAUGAACGGGAUUUGAAUAAUGACAGAGAAAAAGUUGGUAUUGUGUGUGUAUAAUACUAAGAGAGAGGUUUAUAUGUUGAUGAAAGUGUUGAGUUGACCGGUUGAUGGAGCUUGUGUGGCAAGACAUUUCUAUAAAUGUCUUUAAUUCAAAUAAAGCACUCAUUAGAUUUAUCAGCUAAUGAGGUACUGUAAAAGACUACAUAUACACGGAAAAAUGAUUUACAGAAUGUGAUCCGACAAAGGGAAUUACAGCAAGCCCUUAUGUAUACACUGAUAUAAAUUUCUGCCAGGACUAUUUACCAGACACCGUCCUAAUUGUAAAGUACUUGAAAUACAUCCAAAUGAUAACAGCUGUUGACCAUGUUGGCUAUAACUUAAUAUAGAUCAUUUUGUACAACUAUUAUAAGAACUGCCAUGUGUAAGUGUGUAUAUACAGACAGAACAAAUAUGCAUGUAUCCAUGAAGCAUGGAUCAUAUGUGCAGAUGAGAGUGGAUAAGAGGCGCUCCCACGUCUGAAUUCCUCUAUCUACAGACGUAUAUAUCGCUGUGAUGAUGGGGCUUAUGAUAACAUGUAAAUGACUUAUGGUAGUUCUGUACGCAGCUCGCCUGUCUGAUGUUAUAUAUUGUGUGUGACCUUUCACUUCCCUAAAAAAUAAACAAUGCCCAGAAUCUGAA